Nicrophorus vespilloides is the source of this 2178-nucleotide messenger RNA. Its product is annotated as MPN domain-containing protein CG4751-like. The transcript is spliced from 8 exons. The coding region runs from base 74 to 2125 and encodes 683 amino acids. The record is from RefSeq and is a predicted model, not a curated record. Gene Ontology annotation, biological process: double-strand break repair. Gene Ontology annotation, cellular component: BRISC complex; BRCA1-A complex. Gene Ontology annotation, molecular function: metallopeptidase activity; polyubiquitin modification-dependent protein binding. Lineage: Eukaryota; Metazoa; Arthropoda; Insecta; Coleoptera; Silphidae.
UAUUGGUCAUAUAUCAAACAUUACCUAUGUUUUGUUUUCUGUCUACCUACCUGCAUAUUAAUAGAACAAAAUAAUGUUGUCACAACUAGAAGCUGCACUGUUGCGACAUGGUAGUGAUACUAUUCAAGCUACAGUAGAUGAUGAUAGGGAAGAGCAAGAUGAGCUUGUGGAAGAUGAAUACAUAGAUGAGGAGUGUGAGGGAGAUGCUGGUCAGCGUUCAGGAAGACAUUACACUAACAAUGUUGCUUGUAGUAAAACUGUCACUUUACAAAUGCUCCUGGCUGCAGACAUACUGCAACCUGGUGAUGGGACUAUGUCAAUAGAGUACAUGGGCCAAACGUUUAUAGGUGACCUUCUUGAGGAUGGAAAGAUUAGGAGUCAGGAAACGGAUUUAGUAUUUGCUUCUCCAAGCGCUUGGGCCAUCGCCUGUAAAAGGUUUAUAAAUCCAGUGAGAAAAUCUGGUUGUGGCUGGUCAUCAGUAAGAUACAAGGGUAGGAAAUUGGAUGCAUACAAGAUUAUCUGGUAUAAAAGAAAAAAGGAUGAACUAAGCAAUCUGCUUAGAGAAGAAUUGGAAGAAGAGACAUUUAAUGCAAACCAAUGCCACACUAUGACUUCCCCUCAGUUCGUCCAACGCAUCGUCGUUAAACAUAAUACAAUGACGAACAGAACAUUUACACACGAUGCAAACACAAUGAUCGAAUGUGUUCCAUUUUCGAAUUUAGGCAAAAUACAGCCAUUUCUCAUAUCCAUGUCCACAAAUGCUGCACUAUUGAUGGAUUUCCAUUGCCAUCUGACUAAAUCCGAAGUUUCCGGUUAUUUGGCCGGCCAAUGGGAUGUUAAUGCUCAUAACUUGAAUAUAACUCAUGCUUUUCCAUGCCGGAAUACAAAAUCUGAUCGCGAGAAUGCACCGCAAGUCGAAAUGGAAAUAUCGAAAGCCAUUGAUAAAUUGAAAUUGGUAUUGGUGGGCUGGUAUCAUUCGCAUCCAUAUACAGCAGCGGCGCCAACUCUACGAGACGUGGAUGUACAACUGGACUAUCAGAUUAAAAUGAAAGGAUUAAACGACAGCAAUUAUACACCCUGCGUCGGUAUUAUAAUAUCGCCAUACAAUUUCGAGAAUGCCUCGUUAGAAUCCAAUAUAAUCGCGUACUGGGUUAUUCCGCCACCGGAAAAUAAACCAAACGAAUACGGAAGACCUAUGCUUAUGUCCUAUAGCGUUGUUCAAGACUCCACUAUGAGUAUCUGCGUCAAGGAAGAGAUGAAGAAGUGCGUGGAUUAUUACAGCAAGGAUAUGAUAAAAUUUACCGACAAAUACGUGAACACGACGUCCUACAUCGAAAAAUUGAAAAGCUCCUUAAUUUCUAAAUUCCCUUUAGAUUUAGGCGACACGACUCUCUGGCCAUACAUCCGGGAUCUCGUUGGUUGCUCUGUCGACGAAGAAAGUUUACUUUCCAUUCCAAAUGUGAGCAAGAGUUCUCAAAUGCUGCCCACAUUGAAUACUCCAGUUAGUCUCAGCAGCAAUUUGAUGCUCUCCUCUGAUAUAGCCAACGUCUUGUUCAAUUCUGGCAAAUUCCCAAGUGCAUCCAGUCUUCUUGGCCUUCCGGAUCCUAUGGCUCACAGUACAUUAGCUGCUAAUAACAUGUUUUUAUCAACGAAUCUCUUCAAAAUGCAGGAUUUACUUAAACCGGUUUCAACUAGUAGCCCGACUAUAAAAAGUACAAAAUCGGAAACCACCAAAGCGGUACCCCUCAAGAUACCGACGGAUAUAAAAAAACUGGAUUUCUCCAACGAUUUGGCGAAUUUGAUGUCUCUCAAAAAUGCAUACGACUAUCAAUCCAACGACUACAAUACCAGCUUCCAAUCAGAUGGCGCCAUGGACACGAAGAGUAUUUCACUGUCGGACGUUAGUAAAUCGAGUGCGGCCGAUUUCAGUCUGAGCAAAUCGUCGGUUACCGAUUAUAGCUUGAACAAGACAGAUUUCAGCUUGAAUCUCUCUACGAAAGAUUCCGAGACGGACAGAAGCAUCGACCUAGGCAAUAACGAAACCAUGGAAACAUUUCCGAAGUUCAUUGCGCCUGAAGCAAAAACGCAUACUGAUCAACCUAUUAAUUUGGCCUCAAAUACAUAAAUUUUCUUUAUACUUCCUAUAUACUUUUACAAUUAAUUUGCAUGAAAAACAUA